UGACAUAGGAAAGCUACGGAUUACUGUAAAUUUCAUUUUCCCACAGUUUUCAAAUAUACGUAUACAUACGGUCGAAGUUUCUAGAAGAUUUGAUGAAUUUACCGGUGCCGGAAAUGAAAAAGCCCGACGGAAAUCCGGCGAAGUACGAUUUAGAGCAUCGGUACAAGGGAGAUGACUCAUGGUACGGUGUGCUAGUGACGGUGGACGGUGAAACGAUGACGGUGAAGUUCGAGGGAUAUCCGGAAAAAUUCGAUGUGAAAUUCCUUGCUGAUGACUUGAAAUCGAAGGAGGAAAUGGAUGAAUUCGUUAGGAGGUUUAGGAAUGUUUCGCCACAGCUGCAGGAUAAUGAAUGCAGUAGUGUUAAGGAAGGGAUGAUUGUCUGUGCGGCUUGUAAUGCUUUUGGCAAAGAUGAUAUGCUCUUCUACGAUGCCGUUGUUGAAGCGAUACACAAAAAGAACCAUACAUUUCACAAUGGAGUGGAGGAGUGCACAUGUACCUUUGUACUAUCCUGGCUUCAUGGCCCAAAGAAGGAUGACUUGGCUAAUUCUGGAAUUGAAGGCAUAUGUAUCAUAAAAGGCACAACCCAAGUUGAUCCUAGAAUAUCCUCCUUCUUGGAAUUGGUAAACCAGAAACACAGAAAGUCUUCUUGCAAGUCAACUUCUACAUCUGAGCAAGACAAUUCAGCAUCCAAAGGAUCGUCUCGUACAAAAAGAGUCAGAUAUUCGUCUUCUGAACAAAAGUCAGAUUCAUCCGUUAAGGGGAUUAGCAGUGCCAGGAAUGCGGUUGACGUGAGAUGUACAACAGAAGCAACAGACUAUAGCAGGCAUAGGGAUCAUGAUAAAGAUCUAGGAGGGCAAUGCUCAAAUUAUCAUCUCAUGCUAGUCGAGAACUUGGAGAGAACCUUGUUCCCUUCGUCAUUGAGAGAUUUCAUACAUAAGCACACUUCUGUUUGGUCACAAGCAUAUAUUUACCCGUGCCCGUCAUAUAUGCCCUAUGCACGAGGCAUCAUCGUGGUAGAUUGUGAAGAGAAGCUUAAAAAAAUAAACCGGUUUUUGGACAAUCCAGCGCACCUUGUUGUGUCCUCAAAGGGAAGGCCGAUGGUUAUAAGUGAAAUAGAUAUGAGACAAUCCAUGAUUAAGACAUCGCUUGGGAGCUUAAUGUACAGUUCCCAGGAUGUAUAUCAGGCAAAAAGUAUCUGCCAAGACUUGAUAAUAGUAAAAACAGGAACUGAAGCAUACAGAAAAGCAAAGCAGGCAAAAGAUUUAUUUUUGGAGUUUGUAAGUCAUCAACAGAGACUCUAUAAGAAGUUAGCUUUGGAAGAGCAGAAUCUCGAUAUUGAACCAAGUGAAAGUGCGCUUUUAGUCGCGGCUCAUAAUCGAGAAAAAGUGAAAGAACUCAAAACUAAGCUUGAAGUACUCGAUGCCAUAGAAAACAUUGAAAUUGCUAAGAACCAAUCAUACGAUGAAAUGAUUAAUGCUAGAUCGAAAGGUUGGUGGGAGUCGAUUGAGCGGCUUAAUGCAAAUGAAGUGUCAACUUAUGAGACUUGGUUGAAGACUAUUGCUUUUAAUGUGCAAAAUCGAUUGAAUCAAAUGGAAGUUGGAGCUUCAUCCUCAGAUUUGGGAUUUAAUGGUUGAAACAAAAUUAAAAUUAAUUAUCAGUUAUGGAAGGUGAACCCAUUUUAAAGUUUUA
Messenger RNA from Solanum lycopersicum (tomato), 1689 nucleotides. RefSeq lists its product as uncharacterized. Lineage: Eukaryota; Viridiplantae; Streptophyta; Magnoliopsida; Solanales; Solanaceae. Gene Ontology annotation, molecular function: chromatin binding. The record is from RefSeq and is a predicted model, not a curated record.